AUGUCUGGCGCUGAAGCUGCCCUCUUAGGAGUGGGCAUUCUCUGCAACGCGAUGCAAAUCCUCACUUUUGCCAAGGACUCCAUCCACGUGUAUCGCAACAUCCGCGAUGGCCGAGCUCCUGACCCAAAUUUGGACUCAUAUCUUAAGAACGCCAAGGCCUCUUUCGAUGAGAUGAAUCAAACUGCCGCGCAAAUGGGGCCACUGAGUAGGGAGCAGCAGAAAAUUGUUGAUGUUGGCAAAAAGGUGCAUGACUGCUUGGACGAGCUGCAACAGCAGUUUGCCAAGCUACAUGUCGACGAAGGUUCGAAAACAGGCAUUCGUGGCAAAAUUUCUGCAUUAAAGAAAAGUGCUUUAGCGAUAUGGCGAGGAAAGGAACUUCAAGAUGCCGAGGAGAACCUACAGCGAUAUGAACAACUCCUGCAUGGUCUCCUCCUGGAUCGUCUGUGCAGUCAAUCUCAAGCCGCUGAGAUCGCCUCCUUGGAAUCCUUCCAUCAUUUGCAGGUGGCUUUGCAAACCAUCAUAUCGCAGCUGGCACAGGGCUCUACGAGCGUUUCAGACCUAAUCUUAGGUGUCUCUACACUUGUCAACGAUCGGAUUACAGAUGAGCACGCUACGACGAGAAAUGUGAUUGAAAAUCGUGCAACUUCAGCGGAGAACAAAAUCUGUCAGAGUAUGUCUCAGUCGAUCGAUCAACUUCGUCAAGAGCUGCUGGAUCGCGAGCAGGAUAAGGCUUUUGACAAACAGUAUGAGCAACUUCUGUCGAGUUUGCGGUUCCCAGAAAUGAACGGCCGGAAGAACAAGAUAUCGGAUAACUAUCCUGGGACUUUCAACUGGAUGUUCGAUCGAAAUGGCGAGCGACAGUCCAACUAUAGCUCGUCAUCAGAACCUCAUCAAUCCGAUACGGGUAGUGGGGCCGAGACGUCCUACAAGCCAGACUUUGACAGUUUUCCGGACUGGCUAGAAUCUGACUCGAAUGUUUUCUGGGUUAGUGGCAAGCCAGCCUCAGGCAAAAGCUUCCUGAUGAAGUACCUUGCUCUCAGUCAUUUAACACUCAGGCAUCUGAAAGUCUGGCGCUCUGAUGUCCAGAUUCUAACACACUUCUUCUGGAAACCCGGACAAACACUGCAACGUAACGUCGAGGGAAUGGCUUUGUCACUCCUCCAUCAAGUCUUGGAUGGCAGACCUGGUCUUUGUCGAAGGUUGUGUGAGGCACAAUCUUCUGUCCGGCACAAACGAAAUUAUCCAGAUUGGAGCCUUGAAGAACUGUCAGUCGCUCUGAUUUGGGCACUACAAGCCUCUUCAGAAGGAUUCUGCAUCUUUCUCGAUGGUCUGGACGAGGCUGAGGAGCUACAGCAUCUAUCUUGGCCAGAGUGGACAAGCGCUGAAGUCAUCCACAAGCUGCUGAAAGUCAAUAAUAUCAAGCUAUGUGCAUCCAGCCGAGAAGAAGGUUCAUUUUCCUCCUUUUUUAAAGACGCUUUUCGCUUAAGGAUUCACCAGUUGAAUGAUCGCGACAUUAGGCUUUUCGUCAGGGAACGGCUUGAUGUCGAUGGAGUUGUGUGGCAUGAACGAAAUAGCCUUCGAUACGAGAUUGUGAAGAAGGCUGAGGGCGUGUUCCUCUGGGCCGCCCUUGUAGUAGGUCGACUAAACCGUGCGAUACGCCAAGGCAAUGCAACUAUCGAAAUGCUUCAAGAGCGCAUUGAUCAAACUCCCUCGGACCUCACUACGCUAUACACUGACAUGUGGGAAAGAAUUGGAGAUGACGCCCAAUUACGCAGCAUUCGAGUGACCGCUUCGCUCUACUUCAAUCUCGUUAUUGCAGCUCGUGAAGUCCAUGAUAGGUUAUCGCUAGGCGGCCCUUUCUGGAAUGCAGAUACCGCAAGAAUGUCUUCACUAGUGAUCAUGGCAACAGCUGCCCAAGAUAAGUCAAUGGAGGCUGUAUUGAACGCAGGUCGCCUCAUCACAAGUGGGGAGCUUCUCGCCAUGUGUUCAAAAGCUGAGAAUGAACUACAAUGGGCUUGCCGUGGCCUUCUUCAGGUGAUCACAACCCCCAAUACAUUCGGUAGUUUUUUUAUUGGAGAUAAGUAUUUGCUGGAAUACAACUCGACCAAAGUCGACUUUAUUCAUAGGACUGCCUUUGACUUUAUCAUGGAUACAGGGCCUGGUCGUGAGUGCCUUGACUUCUGUGGCCCCUCCAGAAGUCAGCAUGCUUCCAGGCUAUUUGCUGGCCAUUUGAUCAGAGCAAGGUUCAUUCAUCUCAGGUAUAGCAAUCGAUUUAAGCCCAUGAACAUUGAGAUGCUAUCGUGCAGUUGGGAUAUCGAUUACGACGGCAUGUUGCAGAUAGCCUUUUUUAUGUGUUGCGACGAUCGCCUGUCCAGGAAAGACUCAGUUGGACAAGAUGCGUUCCUUACGCUUGACAUGUCGCAACACCAGGCCGCGACGACCGAUAACCAACUGUAUUCUUUCAGAAAAACCUCACUCAAUCACGGCCUACUUGAUGCCCUGGAAGCGUGGCAGUCAUCUGGGCUAUUCAGAGGUCACAAGUACUACACCCCUCUGGCCUAUUCCCCCUCCAGCUCGAACUCUGUUGAAAUUCACAUGAUGGGGGCCAUUACUUCGGCAAUUUUCUGGAAAUCAGACUCUGUAAAUUGGGUCCUCGGCUUGAUGAGCGUACUUGAGAUAUAUCCUGCGUCGGUAUUCCUCCAAGCUAUUCCGGCCAUUCUUCGGGCAAUUUUCAUUGGGUGGUUCCCUUCUGGGCACCGCGCUUCUUCCGAGCUACUCGAAUACAUUCUUCAUCGCUUGCAGUCGAUUGCCAGAAAAGAGGCCAACUAUCAGGUCUCUGUUAAAAAUUCCAUUCUCGCUCUACACUCUUUAUACAUCACGACUUGUCUGAAGCUCUUGACCUCUAUUGGAUUUCUUGUCGACUUCUCUGGAGACCAUCUGUUGAGUCAGACGAGUAAAAGUUUUCAUGCAGAGGAUUGGCAACAUAUUCUUUUACUACAGUUCCAAACUAAUCACACUUACACGAACCAGGCUGAUGGAAAAGACUGCCACUACGCCCUCGUGGCUGUGAAUAUUGCUACAGCUCAUCAGAUAUUUAAUAUCGCGUCACAAAGACUUGGACAAGAUAUUCCUCGCCUUCACAUACCAGACAAUAUCAGCUCUCGAUUCGAUGUAAUAAUUGUUGCAGACAUGUACCAGGACAGCAGACGCAAACACAUGACUAUCGCGAACCGUUACGCUCCUAGUGAGCGCUUUCAUGACCGAAUCAAACAAUUGGUAUGGAUGGAACUGCGUGGAGGUUUGAAGCUUGAAGGAGGCAAGACCUGGCCACAAAUACUAGAGUGCUCUAACAGUACGUUAAGCCCCGUGGAUGCUGACAGGGCUGACAAAUAUGUAAUGGACAUAUUGGAUGAUUGUGGAAUGGACUAUCUACUGCCUUUGGUAGCAUUGGCAGGCAGUAGAAAUAUUUCGAAUUAG
Messenger RNA from Fusarium verticillioides 7600, 3477 nucleotides. RefSeq lists its product as hypothetical. The coding region runs from base 1 to 3477 and encodes 1158 amino acids. Lineage: Eukaryota; Fungi; Ascomycota; Sordariomycetes; Hypocreales; Nectriaceae. The record is from RefSeq and is a predicted model, not a curated record. The transcript has a single exon.